Molecule: messenger RNA, 2231 nt
Organism: Exophiala xenobiotica
Lineage: Eukaryota; Fungi; Ascomycota; Eurotiomycetes; Chaetothyriales; Herpotrichiellaceae
Exons: 1
Coding region: 511-2184 (557 amino acids)
Biological process (GO): transmembrane transport
Cellular component (GO): membrane
Molecular function (GO): transmembrane transporter activity
Source: RefSeq, a predicted model, not a curated record
GUAUGUACAGCUCAUUUCCCGAUACAACGAGUAAGUGUCCUACCUCCCCCCGAGUCACCCCCAGAAUCGAAAUGUGGCGUCCAUGAACCAGGCUGGACAGUGGACAUCUAUCACUCGAAGUGCUCGAACUCGAACUUCCUAGCUCGUACUGUAUCCGCCGAGGUCGAGACUCUCACGACUCGAGAGGCCACGCUCAAUAAAUGACGUCAAAUGGCAGCCACAGCAAUUAUUGCCAGCACCAACACCUCGGUAUUAGGUAACGGUCAAAGGUCACAGGUCAAUGCAGGCCUCUCUCCAGACUUCAGAGCUCCAAAGCUCCAAAGCAACCCUUCCAGCUCGCCAGGCCUUUUUCAAAACAUCCCCUGUCCACACACUCACACAACUUGACCUCAACGUUGAUCCUGGUAGAUGGUGAUGUGUUACCAACACCAGUGCUUCAUCUAAACCGCACCCUACUGUGUUUAACCCACAACUGGUGCACUCAGAGGAUCGACUGAGGAUCGACUGAAGAUGUCGACUCACAGGGCCACUACUGUGACCUCGCGGCGAGCCUCGCUCACCUCCCAACAACAACAACAACAACAACGCAGGAGCUCCACGCACCACCAAAAUGCCGACAGCGCAGCAGCCCUCGCCAAACUCGGCUACGUCAGCGAACUCCCGCGGAACCUCUCCAUGAUGUCCAUCCUGGGCCUAUCGUUCGCCAUCAUGGCCGUGCCCUUCGGCCUAAGCACGACCUUCUACAUCACGCUGACCGACGGCCAAUCCGUGACCAUCCUAUACGGCUGGCUCUUCGUGUCUCUAAUCUCGCUUGCCAUCGCCGCCUCCCUGGCCGAGAUCUGCUCCGUCUACCCUACCGCGGGCGGAGUCUACUACUGGUCCGCCAUGCUGAGCACCAAGAAAUGGGCGCCCCUGGUCUCCUACAUCGACGGCUGGCUGACCCUGAUCGGCAACUGGACCGUGACCUUGAGCAUCAAUUUCAGCGGAGGCCAACUGGUCCUGUCCGCGAUCACGCUGUGGAAGGAAGACUUCGUCCCCAACGCGUAUCAGACGGUCUUGAUGUUCUGGGCCGUCAUGCUCCUCUGUAUGCUCGUCAACAUCUUCGCGGCCCAGUACCUGGACCUGAUCAACAAAAUAUGCAUCUACUGGACAGCCGCAUCGGUAGUCAUCAUCAUGAUCACCUUGCUGGCCAUGGCCGACAACAAACGAAGCGGUGCCUUCGUCUUUUCGCACUUCGAUGCCUCGGCAAGCGGCUGGCCGAGCGGGUGGGCCUUUUUCGUCGGCCUUCUUCAGGCCGCUUAUACCCUCACAGGCUAUGGCAUGGUGGCUUCUAUGUGCGAGGAAGUCCAACAGCCGCACCGAGAAGUCCCAAAGGCCAUGGUGCUAUCUGUCGCAGCUGCCGGCAUCACCGGAGUUAUAUACUUGAUCCCCAUCCUAUUUGUCUUGCCUAACGUGCAGACCUUGCUGGGUGUCGCCAACGGCCAACCAAUCGGACUGCUCUUCAAGACCGUCACCGGCUCAGCUGGCGGCGGCUUCGGUCUGUUGUUCUUGAUCUUGGGUAUCUUGUUCUUUGCUGGCACCGGCGCCCUUACCGCCGCAUCCCGCUGCACAUAUGCCUUUGCCCGAGAUGGCGCUAUUCCCGGCUCCCGGAUCUGGUCGCGCGUCAACCAGAGAUUCGAUAUCCCUCUCUGGGGUCUGGUCCUCUCGACCGUCGUCGACUGUCUUCUCGGCCUGAUAUAUUUUGGUUCGACCGCCGCCUUCAAUGCCUUCACUGGUGUCGCCACCAUAUGUCUGAGCACGAGUUAUGGCAUCCCCAUUUUGGUCAACGUCAUUCGUGGACGAAAAGCGACAAAACAUGCCACCUUCAGUCUCGGCAAAUUCGGCUUUUUUGUCAAUAUCGCCACAGUUUGCUGGAUUGCUCUUGCCGUCGUUCUUUUCUGCAUGCCAGUCGCCAUUCCGGUAACAGCCACGAGCAUGAAUUAUGCAUCGGUUGUCUUUGCCGGCUUUUCGUCCAUUGCCAUUUUCUGGUACUUCAUCAGCGCGAGAAAAAGCUUCACGGGCCCACCAGUUUUUAGUGAUGUAGGUCCAGAUGAAGGACUUGCCGUUGCAACUCAAGGAGAGAAACCUCAUGACGUCGAAGACAGAGCAGAGGACAAGGCGGUAAAUCAGCCGAAGCCCAUCUGAGGGCCUUCCAGAGACAAAAGCUUCAAAAUGAAGCGCGUUAACAGUCC